CUAAGGCCGGAUUACAUACCCUUCAGCUUCCGAACUGUACGCGAGUAUCAACGCGACGCAAGCAAUGCCUGCAAACCCAACACUCAGCAUUUACCCUUCCGGCUUGCAGAUGUGCUUCUGAGAACUUGGGAUCUGGGAUUUACUGCUUUUGGCGGACCACCUGUGCAUUUCCAGAUCUUGCAUCAACGAUUCGUUGAAAGCAAAGGUGCAUAUGCUGCAUGGGUUGACGAACAAACUCUCUUCGCCGUUGCGCAAGCCUUACCCGGACCAGCAAGUACGAAAAUGCUAUUUAGCCUUGUCAUGUACCAUGCUGGUCUAGUAUGUGCUGUCUUUGCCUUCUUGAUCUGGAGUCUUCCUGGAGCUGUAGGCAUGUUCUUGCUCUCAAUCGGUGUUGGCAAAAUCAAGGAUGUACUGCCGGGCCCUGUGUAUGGUCUUCUAUCUGGCUUGAAUGCGUCGACGGUCGGCAUCAUUGCCCUAGCAGCUGUACAGCUUGCGGCUAAAGCCAUCGUUGACCCUCUUUCUCGCAUCUUGGUCAUCUUCGGUGCGUGUGCUGGACUUUGUUACACGGCACUGUGGUACUUUCCCGCUUUGGUAGGUAUUGGUGGUGUUGUGGCAGUAGUCUGGGAUCUUUACCUCAGCCGCGCGAUCUGUAAACUUCGUGCCAAACGGCAGCAAAGGCGUAUCAACCAACAGCGCGCGGUGGAAGAGAGCGAUCCAAUCACCACAACAAGCAUCCCACUUCAGGACAUGUCUUCAACACAAGCAUCGUCAUCUCAGAGACGAAUUGCGACCCAAGAGCAACCCUCUAAGCAGCUGACCACGAAUGCCGAAGCUGCCGAGCGUAUCGCGGAAGAUAUACCAGAAACACAAGCUCACACCUACGCUUUGUCCAUAUGGCAAAGUAUCUCAAUCUUCUUGCUGUUCUUCGCCUCCUUCGCCGCAGUCCUCGCUGCGCGUGGUGCUUUGAUGGCUCCGCCCUUGGUCCUCGAUCUCUUCGCAAACAUGUACCUAGCAGGCACUAUCAUCUUUGGUGGCGGUCCUGUCGUCAUCCCUCUGCUCAGAGAGUACACUGUACAACCUGGCUGGGUCUCUUCUCGCGACUUCCUCAUAGGUCUAGCCAUCAUCCAAGCAUUUCCCGGUCCCAACUUCAACUUUGCUGUCUACCUUGGUGCUCUGGCUGUUUCUUCUCAUACGCAAGGACUAGCUGGUGCGGUACUGGGUUUCAUCGGUAUAUUCCUUCCCGGCCUUGUUCUCAGCACAGCUGUAUCAGGUAUCUGGCAGAUUGUGCGCACCAAAGCUCUCGUUGUAAGUGUGCUUAGAGGCAUCAAUGCUACAGCAGUUGGGUUGGUAUUUACUGCUGUAUACCGUCUCUGGGAGAUUGGAUACUUGACUCCAGAUUCCGGCCGAGGCAAAUCUUUGGCUAAUGACCCUUGGUGGGUUGUUGUUGCGGCUGUCACAUAUUCUGGCGCAGCUUGGUUCGAGGUACCUCCUGCACUGGCAAUUCUUGCAGGUGCUGUGCUCGGAUUGUGCUGGUAUGGUGCAGUCGGGAAGCAAGUCUUGGGACUAUAA
Messenger RNA from Aureobasidium musti, 1569 nucleotides. The record is from the annotation of a GenBank genome assembly. Lineage: Eukaryota; Fungi; Ascomycota; Dothideomycetes; Dothideales; Saccotheciaceae.